CCGCGUAUGCAUAUGGGUGACCUACUUUUAUUACAUCGCUCGUGUCAUGAAUUACGACAUCGCGACGUCAUUCACGCAAUCCAAUCACCGGUCAUCCCGCUGACACAAUGCAGCCUUCCAUGAAUUAGUGACUCGAUGCUUGGAUGCAUGUUUGCUUAUCUCGCACAAGUAUUCUUCUCAGCGGUAUCACAAUCCCACUCUCCAGUGUAAACGCCUUCCUGAAAUUCCAAACCAUUCACCAAGGGCAUGAACAUGGAGGUGCGCGAACAUUCCGUGGAAGAAGCCAACAAGAAGCAAUCUAUCUGGGGCCGCCCCCUUCGUAUGCGAGGCGGAGGCAUGGUGAAGGAUUGCCUCAUCAUAUUUGCUUGUUACGAAUGCUGCAAAAGACGCGACAAAUGAAUUGCCGAUAUCAUCUGUGGGUAUCAAGUUCCUUUCGGAUUCCUUUCCCUGGGCUUGGUUCCGCACGAGAACACUGAUAACCAUUUUUUUAGGCUGCCCUUGUGAAGCCUGCUGUUGAUCUGUGUAAAUCUCUACUCAUGCAUGCGCGAACUUACGACAUGACAAUGACAAAUGACUGUACCUAAAUUGAUAUCUCGGUCCCGCCGUGCCGCGGUCGAAC
Messenger RNA from Cantharellus anzutake, 619 nucleotides. RefSeq lists its product as uncharacterized. The transcript has 5 exons. The record is from RefSeq and is a predicted model, not a curated record. Bases 144 to 476 code for a protein of 110 amino acids. NCBI's taxonomy places the organism in Eukaryota, Fungi, Basidiomycota, Agaricomycetes, Cantharellales, Hydnaceae.